Molecule: messenger RNA, 4424 nt
Organism: Nymphaea colorata (pocket water lily)
Lineage: Eukaryota; Viridiplantae; Streptophyta; Magnoliopsida; Nymphaeales; Nymphaeaceae
Product: ATP-dependent DNA helicase SRS2-like protein At4g25120
Exons: 29
Coding region: 317-4171 (1284 amino acids)
Biological process (GO): recombinational repair
Cellular component (GO): nucleus
Molecular function (GO): 3'-5' DNA helicase activity; hydrolase activity; DNA binding
Source: RefSeq, a predicted model, not a curated record
GGCAUUAGCCCCGUUUCGAACGUUUCCCGUUUCCCUCCUUUUCAUCGACCUGUCUCUUCCGCCAUUUUCAUGGCGGAGCUUCGCUAGCGAAGGAGGUUCCCGGAGUCGAAGGUUAGACUAGACGGCGGAGGUUUACGGUUUCAUGACGGCGACAGAAGGCACGGCAGCCAAAAACCAGUGUCAUUUAUUCGCGAAGUUGGAAGAAAGGGCAGUGGAAAAGGGAAUAAUGAGUUUCCUGCUCUUUUCAUCUUCCUGCCCAUUGUUGUUAAAUCCUGCUACUCGAUAGGGAACGGAGGCGUGUGAUGAGACCGAUAAAAUGGGGGAAGUGGAACACCGGGCAGCGGCAGGGCGGUCUGGGGGUGGGGGUAUAAGCUCAGAACAACGAGCCCGGAUCAGCCAAAACUACAGGGCCGCCAAGGCUCUUCUUGAUCGCAAGAGGUGUGGGGCGCCGCCUUAUUCUCCGACGAGUCCCACCAUUCAUCAGGCUCUGCCUCAGUCCAAAAAGCUGGUUGCCGAUCAUGGCGCUGGAUUUGAGCGUGGGCCUCUUGAAUCCAGAAGAUGCAAGAGCAGUGUGCCACACAAGCUAUUUGAAGUCAAUAGAGUUCCUUUCCAAGAAAUGGAGGCAAAUACAUGCAAGCCAAAAUUAGGAAAUCCAAGAUUGUCAUCACAUACCAACUUUGGAGUGUCCCAGCCUGGAACAUGGUUAAUCCCCUGCAAUAAAUCCUCAAUUCAUGAUAACCUCAAGGAAACAAAAAAAUCUGAGGAAGUUCCAAGGACAGUUCCAACUAUUGAUUCUCCAUAUUCAUGUGUUUCUUCAAAAGACUCUUCACAAGAUUCUGGAAAUAAUUUGACUCCUUUGAAUUCACCAAUGGAAGAUUUUGAUGAUUUAUUUUUGCAAGAAAUUGAUACAAUUCUUGGACAGAAAUAUUUGGAAGGACCUGAAUUCAGAGCAGCCAUACAAAAUGGUUGCGUUGAGCAAUCCAUGGAUCCUUAUGCUAGCCCCUUUAGGCCACAAAGUGUUAUUAAUCAUGGUUCCACUGAUACGAGUGAUAUGAGUACCAAAACUUGGUUGCUUCUUCAAGAUACCCAUGUACGUGCCUCUGCUCAGGAUGUACCUGAAAAAGGUAUCGAGACUCUACCUGACUUGGUAAAAGAGGAGCCUGAGAUUUUGGCACACGAGCUUACUGCAGAUGAUGUUAGACAAACUACUGGUGCACAGAUUGUGGCCUCUGCCUGCGAAUGGACUGUGUCCUCCAAAUGUGUUUCUUCUGAUAGCUCUUUGGAAGAGCCAUGUUUCAUGGCUAAUCAAAAUCAAUCCACAGAUGACUCGUUUUCUAGAUAUUUUCAAACGCUAAAUGACAUGCAAAGGGAGGCUGCCACUAGUAAUAUUACAGUCCCUUUGAUGAUUGUUGCAGGGCCAGGGAGUGGAAAGACAUCAACAAUUGUUGGCCGUGUAUUGAUGCUCUUGAAGGAGGGAAUUGCUCCAUCCAACAUACUGGCAAUGACUUUUACAACAGCUGCUGCGUCAGAAAUGAGGGAGAGAAUAGGAACCUUUGCAGGAAAGUCUAUUGCUAAAGAACUCACAAUCUGCACAUUCCAUUCACUUUGUUUGCAGCUUUGCCGUGCACAUGCUGAGAAGUUUCAACGUACACCUGAUUUCUCAAUUUAUGGAACUGGGCAGCAAAGGCGAGCCGUAAUCGAGGCUGUGCGCUUGAUGGAGAUGGGUAAAAAGAUUAAAAAGAAAAAUAUGGAUCAAAAUGUUCAGGAGAAUUCUACUGAAAAGGAUUUUUCUGUGGUCUCCUUUAAGGACAAUUCCAAGAAGUGGCAGAAAUUUGUAGCAAUGGCCAAGGCUUCUGGGAAAACUGUUGAAGACUACCACAAUAUGGGCUAUGAGCAAGGGGCUGAGAUUCUUGGGCAUUACGAUGACAUUUUAAAAUCUUGUAAUGCUCUGGAUUACUAUGACUUCAUCAGCUUAUCUUUGAAGUUACUGACCGACUUUCCUGAAGUGCACAAGCAAUGUCAAGAUCUAUGGAAGGCAAUAGUGGUUGAUGAGUUCCAAGAUACAAGUGCUCUGCAGUACCACCUUCUGCGAGUUCUUGGUUCCCAUAAUCGUAUCACUGUUGUUGGAGAUGAAGACCAGUCUAUUUUCAGCUUCAAUGGGGCAGAUGCUUCUGGAUUUGAUUCAUUUCGCAAAGAUUUCCCUUGUCAUAAAGAGGUUAGGUUACAAAAAAACUAUCGCUCUACACGAUGUAUUGUUCAGGCAUCAUUGUCCCUGAUUCAGAAUAACAAAGGAAGGUGCCAUCUGAAGCAAGUGUUGACUGAUAAUGAUCCUGGAUCUAAAAUUAGCAUCAUAGAGUGCCACAGUGAGGAUGCUCAGUGCUCAUUUGUUAUUGAUAAGAUCAUGGAAAUGACACCAGAUCAAUCUGUUGGUAAAUGCUCUUUUGGGAGUAUUGCUGUGCUCUAUCGGCGCCAGGUCUCUGGAAGAAUGUUUCAAUCAUCCUUCCGGACAAGGAAAAUUCCUUUCAAUGUCCAUGGUGUGGCCUUCUACAGAAAAAAGGUUGUUAAAAUUAUCAUGGCCAUGCUUAAAACAGCCUUGCCUGGUUGUGAAGAUGGCCCUUAUCGUCAGGUUUUUAAGUCCUUAUUUCCUGGGGAGAAGGCGGAAAAGAAAAAGGUUGUUGACUAUAUUGACAAGGUGUCUGCCACAAGAAAAUGUAGUUUCUUCUCAACUGCCUGUGAUGUCUUUACAGCAAAAGUUUCUGGCACUUUCACAAGGAUUCAACUUAGUCAUGGGCGUAAAGUAUUACUUACCCUGGAUAUGAUAUCCAAACUUGUUCAAAGGGAACAAUCACUUUCAAUGGUUAUUAGUUCUAUUGCAAACUUAAUACCUCAGAAAUAUCUUCUUGAUCAACGAGCUGUCAUUGAUGCUGAUGGUGGGAAGUUGUUGAAUGAAGACAGUGACCUGAGGAAUGUUAUCCAGUAUCUACUUGAUGAUGUGUCUGAGUUUCUGUGCAUGCAAUGCAAUGCAAUAGGAUCAAAAGAUGGGACUGCAGGAAAGGAAGGUUGCAUAUAUGUUCUUAAAAUGUUUAUUGAUUAUAUAUCUGGAAGGGAGAAUGAUAAUUUUCGCUCGAGACGGAUUGACAAUGAGAAUUCUGUUAGUUUGACCACAAUCCAUCAGUCAAAAGGUUUAGAGUGGGACACUGUUUUCAUCAUUAAGGCAAAUGAUUCUGAAAUUCCAUUAUUGCAUGAUGCGGACAGAUUUGGUGAUAAUUCAGGCAGUGUUGAGGAGGAGCGGAGACUUCUCUAUGUUGCAAUGACUCGUGCUCGAAAGAAGCUAUACAUAUUAUAUGCCCUCAUGGAUGCUAAUUGGCAGGUUCUUCAACCGUCACGAUUCUUGAAAGAAAUUCCUCCACAUCUUCUUGAGAUUCAGGAUGGCUCAUUGUUGAAGAAACUAUCCAUGUCAUUACCAAAAGAUCAGACUGGAACACCAGUAUACAAGAAUCACAUGUUACCUAAAGAUCAGACCACGACACCAGUAUAUAAAAAUCACGUUUUCCCAAAAGAUGAGACCACAACACCAGUAUACAAGAAUCACAUGUUAGAAAUUAUGCAAAAGGAACCUGAUUCAGAUGACACUAAAAAAUAUCCACUUGUGGAACCCAUAGAGAUUUUUCCUGAUAACCUGGAUAUUGAUGUUUUCAAAUAUGAAAACAAAGAUACAGAUGCAUGCAUCGGGAACCAGUUCCUUCGAAGGUUUAAUGUGGAGGACAGAUCCAGUGUGUCCCAUUUAUUUCAUACAUGGGCAAAGAAGCAGGCAUUUCAUGACCCAAAGCGGUUACUUGAUAAAGUUGGAUAUGUAGUUGAUGAGCGGCUUCGGAAUAAGAAAAGCAAAAACAAGACUGUUUUGCAAGCUCUACGCUCCUCAUUGAAGUGUGAUGAAGCUUUUCAGUAUGCACAAUAUGUCCUGAGCUGGGAAGAAAUUCCUGCAGAUAAGAGAGCUCAAAUCAUGCAUGAGAAACAAGAGUAUUUUCAGAAAUUGAGAAUUGAGGCAUCAAUGAGUUCAUCAGCAGCUACACCCAAGCAGAUUUCUUAUCUCCAGAAGCUUGGAUGCGCAAUCACCCCAACCUCCCGUCUUCAUGCAUCUAAUUUGAUAGAGCAAUACAAAUCUCUUUAAGAGGAUCUGUUUAGCACAGAUCCAGUGACUGCUGUUGGAAGAGAGAUUCUGAAGAUCUUCCUGAUUGCAGAUUUGUUUCAUCGGAAUUCUGCAAUGGAGACACUCGUAUCAUUUUUCACCAUAGUGGAUAAGCUGUUCAGUGUACAUACAUUUCGUAAACAAUUGUCUUAUUAGAAACCUCCCCCAUGGUGGAAAAGCUUUUCUGGGGUAUGGUUCAGUAAGAUUAAUGUAUUUACUCAAACGAGUUUCUUUA